AUGUCUGAGGCUACCGUCCAGCAGAUGAUAUCGUCCUUCAUACGGCAGACUCGACCAUGCUUCCGCGGUGGCAAAGCCUUCCGAUGUCAUCGGCGACUCCUCUCCACCGCUGCUGAAGUACGCCAGACCGAAGUUACGGAACCUCCUCCACGGUGGCAGCCUCACACUGUCCCAGGCGAUCAACCUCGAGCGCCGCCCACCCGCCUCCAGAGGCUGCGCAACGAACCUGAGCCUCGGCAGUUCUCUUCCUUUCUCACAGAUAACUAUGCUCGCGAGCAUAAUUACCUGCGCAUAUCUGUGACGGAGCGCUGCAAUCUACGAUGCACCUACUGCAUGCCCGAGGAGGGCGUUCAGCUCUCGCCACCGGCCCAUCUUUUGACCACUCCUGAAAUCGUAUACCUGUCCUCCGUCUUCGUUGACCAAGGCGUGGAUAAGAUUCGCCUGACUGGCGGAGAGCCUACGGUGAGAAAAGACAUCGUGAAUCUGAUGCAGCAGAUUGGUCAGUUGAGAAACAACGGACUCAAAGAGCUAUGUCUGACCACCAACGGCAUCUCCUUAUACCGUAAGCUGGAUGCGAUGGUGGAUUCCGGCCUGACGGCUGUGAACCUCAGCUUGGAUACUUUGUCUGAAGGACUAUUUGCAAUCAUGACCCGGCGAAAUGGCCAUAGCGCUGUGAUGAAAUCCAUGAACCGCAUUCUUGAGAUGAACAAGAUGGGCGCUGGGAUCAAGCUCAAGAUCAAUUGCGUCGUUAUGCGUGGGAUCAACGAGCGCGAGAUCAUCCCCUUUGUUGAAAUGGGCAAAGAGCAAGACCUUGAAGUGCGCUUCAUCGAGUAUAUGCCCUUUGACGGAAAUAAGUGGUCGGAGAGAAAGAUGCUCCCCUAUCAGGAAAUGCUUGCCAUUAUCCGGGAGAAGUAUCCAUCCGUGGGUAAAGCCACGGGCCACCCAAACGACACAAGCAAGACGUACAAAGUUCCUGGUUUUGUUGGUCGCAUCGGCUUCAUCACGAGUAUGACGGAUAAUUUCUGUGGCACCUGCAACCGUCUGCGCAUAACUAGCGACGGCAACCUCAAAGUCUGCCUCUUUGGCAAUGCUGAAGUCUCAUUGCGUGAUAUCCUCCGCGAAUCUAACAACGGCGAACCGAUUGAUCAAGAAGCCAUGGAGGCGAUCAAGCAGGUUGAAAUGGACCGACGGCAAGGUCUGUCCAGCAGCACAGGCGCUCUUGGCGUCUCGCGGCGUGAAGCGAAACUACUCGACGUCAUCGGCAUGGCGGUCAAGAGGAAGAAAGAGAAACACGCUGGCAUGGGUGAGCUCGAACAUAUGGAAAACAGGCCUAUGAUUUUGAUUGGUGGGUGA
This is a messenger RNA of Cyphellophora europaea CBS 101466, 1353 nucleotides long. RefSeq names its product molybdenum cofactor biosynthesis protein A. NCBI's taxonomy places the organism in Eukaryota, Fungi, Ascomycota, Eurotiomycetes, Chaetothyriales, Cyphellophoraceae. The record is from RefSeq and is a predicted model, not a curated record. Gene Ontology annotation, biological process: Mo-molybdopterin cofactor biosynthetic process. The transcript has a single exon. Gene Ontology annotation, molecular function: GTP 3',8'-cyclase activity; cyclic pyranopterin monophosphate synthase activity; 4 iron, 4 sulfur cluster binding. The coding region runs from base 1 to 1353 and encodes 450 amino acids.